Molecule: messenger RNA, 669 nt
Organism: Talaromyces proteolyticus
Lineage: Eukaryota; Fungi; Ascomycota; Eurotiomycetes; Eurotiales; Trichocomaceae
Exons: 1
Coding region: 1-669 (222 amino acids)
Source: RefSeq, a predicted model, not a curated record
AUGCCACGCCCAGCCCUCCCCAAACCGGGCUUUUCUCUCCUUCGCCUCCACAACACCCAAAACCCUCAUCACAUCGCAACACUGUCAUCUGCAGCAAAGACAAGUCUCAUUGACUCGAUUGCAGAGGAUAUUGAAGGAUGUGUCUAUGUUAUAGGCCAUUAUUGUCAAACCGGUGUGCUUGAUACCAACAACACAGUACAAUUUGACCAGGUCAUACGCAAGAUCAAGCAUGGAGAGAGGCGUGCGCUACGAAAGACGCUUCAAAGAAUGAGAUCACUCAAGAAGCAGGCCAAGAAAGCGAAGAAAGGGCUCAGGAUGAUGAAAAGUUUGAUGAAGAAGGAUGCGCUACGCAAGGAUCAAGAACAAGCACAAACAGGUAGUCAGAUGAAGUUGGCUUUAGCCCCUACUGUUACUCAAGGAUCUGAGUUGCUGGCCUUUCCUUCCUUCAAUAGUGAUGUGGGAAAUGCGAACAAUUCUUCGGAUAGUCAACCAACUGCCCCGACUACCACCACAUCCGCCGAAGUUCCUGCGGCUCACUGUGGCGAAGAGGCUGUGAUUACUGUAAAGGAAAUAUUGUGGAACGAGACAUCGAAGCAGCGUGGAAACGAGGUAGAUGAUGCCAAACAUGUGCAGAAUGUACAGACCAUGGAGAACAAUGAUAUGGAUUGA